Messenger RNA from Trichomycterus rosablanca, 930 nucleotides. Its product is annotated as poly(rC)-binding protein 3. Gene Ontology annotation, molecular function: mRNA binding. Bases 1 to 930 code for a protein of 309 amino acids. Gene Ontology annotation, biological process: regulation of RNA metabolic process; regulation of gene expression. The record is from RefSeq and is a predicted model, not a curated record. Lineage: Eukaryota; Metazoa; Chordata; Actinopteri; Siluriformes; Trichomycteridae. The transcript has 11 exons. Gene Ontology annotation, cellular component: cytoplasm; nucleus.
AUGGAGCCUACCAAGGUCCAGUCUGAGGGUGGACUUAAUGUCACACUUACCAUUCGGCUCCUCAUGCAUGGCAAGGAGGUUGGCAGUAUAAUAGGAAAGAAAGGUGAAACAGUGAAGAAAAUGCGGGAAGAGAGUACUGCUCGUAUCAAUAUUUCAGAAGGAAACUGUCCAGAGAGGAUAGUUACCAUUACAGGGCCAACAGAUGCCAUAUUCAAGGCAUUUACCAUGAUCGCAUACAAGUUUGAAGAGGAUAUUAUCACCUCCAUGAGUAACAGCCAGGCCACCAGUAAGCCUCCAGUGACCCUACGUCUAGUGGUUCCAGCCAGCCAGUGUGGUUCUCUAAUUGGGAAGGGUGGCUCAAAGAUAAAGGAGAUGAGGGAGUCUACAGGAGCUCAGGUGCAAGUGGCUGGAGACAUGCUGCCAAACUCCACCGAGCGGGCAGUGACCAUCUCGGGCACCCCAGAUGCCAUCAUCCAGUGUGUAAAGCAGAUCUGUGUGAUAAUGCUGGAGUCCCCACCCAAAGGUGCCACAAUCCCGUAUCGACCCAAACCUGCCUCUGCUCCAGUUAUUUUUACUGGGGCUCAGGCUUACACCAUUCAGGGACAGUAUGCAAUCCCUCAUCCUGAUCUGACCAAGCUCCAUCAGCUGGCUAUACAGCAAACCCCCUUUACCUCCCUUGGGCAGACCACCCCCGCUUUCCCUGGUGUGGAUGCCAGUUCACAGGCCAGUACUCAUGAGCUCACCAUUCCAAAUGAUCUAAUCGGCUGCAUAAUUGGACGUCAAGGCACAAAAAUCAGUGAGAUUCGUCAAAUGUCUGGAGCUCAGAUUAAAAUAGCUAAUGCAAUGGAGGGGUCAUCAGACCGCCAAAUCACUAUCACAGGCACACCUGCCAACAUCAGCCUGGCACAGUAUCUCAUUAAUGCCAGGUGA